Vicia villosa (hairy vetch) is the source of this 903-nucleotide messenger RNA. Its product is annotated as F-box/kelch-repeat protein At3g06240-like. The transcript has 2 exons. NCBI's taxonomy places the organism in Eukaryota, Viridiplantae, Streptophyta, Magnoliopsida, Fabales, Fabaceae. The coding region runs from base 1 to 903 and encodes 300 amino acids. The record is from RefSeq and is a predicted model, not a curated record.
AUGAGAAGGUUCAUGAAUUUGAUGCUAUUAGCACAGAAAACAAUUAGAAAAAGACGAAGACGAGAAAGAAGCAUGGAGAAGAAGAAGAGAAAGACAAAGACGACGACCGCAACACCACCGAAAUCGUAUGUGCCUGAAGAAUUGAUAACGGAAAUUCUUCUAAGUUUACCGGUAAAGUCUCUUAUUCGUUUCAAAUGUUAUAUCUAUUAUCUAUAUGGUUUUGGAUAUGAUCAGUUAAGAGAUGAUUACCUGGUGGUCUCCCUGUCAUCAUGUAUUCUAGCCGAUGAAGAUAUUUCACGUUUGGAAUAUUUCUCAUUGAAAGAUAACAAAUGGAACGAAAUUGAAAAUACUUACUUCCCUUAUACGCUGGACAAGAUUGACCCGAGAGUAGGAUCGCUCUAUAACGAUGCUAUUCAUUGGUUGGCUUUACAUUCUGGUUCGUUGAUGGAAGUUAUUAUUGCUUUUGAUUUAAGUGAAAGGAAACUUUUUGAGAUUCCUUUUCCAAAUGGUAUAGAGCAUAAAUCUAAUCAUUGCGAGUUGUGGAUAUUUGGGGAAUUUCUUAGUUUAUGGGCUAUAGAUUGUGAACAUAGAAGAAUUGAAAUAUGGGUGAUGAAAGAAUACAAAGAUCAUUCAUCUUGGAUUAAGACUAUUGUUCUCUCUACGCACAUCUUCCCUCCUCAUAAGUUUUCACCAAUAUGCUCUACAAAAAAUGGUGAUAUCAUUGGAACAGAUGGGGCUAGAUUAUUGAGGUAUACCAACACAGGAGAGCUUAUAGAGAGUUCAUCAUACAGCUGCAUUGCAGAUAGCGCAGCUUCACGUGGAUCCCGAUCGAUCGUUUAUACAGAAUCUUUGCUUUCACUCCCUGGUGACGACAUGCAAUCUUAUGAAGAUGUUUCAGACUAA